GUGAGGUUUGUUAUUCCAUGUGAAAUCUUUCAUUUAUUAAGCCGUUAUUUAUUGAAGCACCAUUGCAAAUGUACAGUACUGCCAAUAAUUACUGUGGUUACUGAACUAGAUAACACUGUAAUCAAGCAUGGUGCACACAAGUUUAGAUAAAAUUAUUGCUCUACAGCAAAACACAUCAAAUAUACGGAAUCUAUGCAUUUUAGCUCAUGUGGAUCAUGGUAAAACCACCCUUGCAGAUUGCUUGGUUGCCAGCAAUGGUAUUAUAUCAAAUCGAUUAGUAGGAAAGUUGAGGUAUCUGGACAGCAGAGAGGAUGAACAGAUAAGAGGAAUAACAAUGAAGUCUAGUGCAAUAUCAUUGCAUUAUGCUACUGGUGGAAAUGACUACCUCAUCAAUCUGAUCGAUUCUCCUGGUCAUGUGGACUUCUCCUCUGAAGUCUCUACUGCAGUUCGGUUAUGUGACGGGGCCAUUAUUAUUGUGGAUUCAGUGGAAGGAGUUUGUCCUCAGACGCAAGCAGUAUUACGACAAGCAUGGAUUGAAAACAUCCGGCCAGUGUUGGUGAUCAACAAAAUAGACCGAUUAAUUGUCGAACUGAAACUUACUCCACAAGAGGCCUAUAAGCAUCUUAAGAAAAUACUUGAACAGGUGAAUGCAGUGACAGCUUCUCUCUUUACCUCCAAAGUUUUGGAGGAACGGGCAGAGAAGGACACUGAGACGCAGGGGACCAGUGAGGGCAGCAGUGGGGAGCAGAUUUAUGACUGGAGUGCUGGUCUGGAGGAGACUGAUGAUUCUCACCUGUAUUUCUCACCUGACCAAGGCAAUGUGGUCUUUGCCAGUGCCAUUGAUGGAUGGGGCUUCAGAAUCCAACAGUUUGCACAGAUGUACUGUCAGAAAAUGGGGAUCAGGUCUGAGGUUUUGCUGAAGACACUGUGGGGAGAUUUUUACCUCAAUGCCAAGGCAAAGAAGAUCAUGAAGGGUGCUCAGGCCAAAGGGAAGAAGCCAUUGUUUGUUCAACUUGUCCUUGACAAUAUCUGGAAUUUAUAUGAAGCUGUCGUAAUCCGAAGGGACAAAGAGAAAGUGGAGAAGAUGGUGGCGUCUCUUGGCCUGAAGGUGGCCUCCAGAGACACACGACACUCUGACCCCAAAGUGCUCCUGAGCGCCAUCUGCAGUCAGUGGCUCCCCGUGUCCCACGCCGUGCUCACGAUGGUGUGCUUCAAACUGCCCAGUCCACUGGACAUGGAGGCCGAGAGGGUGGAGAAACUUAUGUGCGCUGGUGUGAGGAGGUUCGAGUCCCUUCCAGAAAAAACACAGGAGCUGAAAACCGCCUUUCUGGAAUGUAAGAAUGACGAGUCUGCUCCAGUCAUUGUGUUUGUGUCCAAAAUGUUUGCUGUCGACUCCAAGGCCCUGCCACAGAACAAGCAGAGACCGCUGACACAGGAGGAGAUUGCCCAGCGCCGAGAGGUUGCCAGACAGAAGCAUGCGGAGAGGCUCGCAGCCAAUCAGGGAGCUAACGAGGGAGCAGAGAACCCCGAGCCGGCCCCCACCAGACCUGCGCCACAGACUGUGCCCCCCUCCGGGGAGGGCUGCACAGGUGGCGAGGCUCCGGCGGGUCAAACGGAGGCUCUGGCUCCCAGGACCGAUCGGUCGGCGGAGGAGGGCAAAGAGCACUUCAUCGCCUUCGCCAGGGUGUUCAGCGGGGUCGUGAAGAGGGGACAGCCCGUGUUUGUGCUGGGCCCGAAGUUUGACCCGAGCCAAGCCCUAAAGACACUGCCAGAGGGGUGUUGUGCUGCAGACACUCUCCCCCCAGUCCCACACAUGGCCUGCUGCACCCUGGAGAGACUGUACCUGCUGAUGGGGAGGGAGCUAGAGGAGCUGAGUGAGGUCCCCCCAGGCAAUGUGCUGGGUAUUGGAGGGAUGGAGGAGUGGAUCCUGAAGUCCGCUACUGUGUCCUCAUCUCCAGCCUGUCCUCCCUUUACCCCGCUCAACUUCGAGGCCACGCCCAUCGUUCGUGUGGCCAUCGAACCCAAGCACCCAAGUGAGAUGCCCAAGUUGGUGAGAGGCAUGAAAUUGCUGAACCAGGCUGAUCCUUGUGUGGAAGUCCUCAUUCAGGAGACAGGGGAGCAUGUUCUGGUAACAGCCGGAGAGGUCCACCUCCAACGCUGCCUGGAUGACCUUCAGGAAAGAUUUGCAAAAAUACAGAUAAGUGCUUCCAAGCCAAUCAUUCCAUUUCGAGAGACAAUAAUCCGGCCGCCCAAAGUUGACAUGGUGAACGAAGACUUGGGCAAGCAGCAGAAGGUGGCAGUGAUCCACCAGGUGAAGGAGGACCAGGCCCGGGGUCCGGAGGGGGUCCAGGUGGACUCGGGUGGCCUGGUCACGCUCACCACCCCCAACAAACUGGCCACAGUCGGGGUCAGGGCCCUGCCGCUUCCUGCGGAAGCCACCACACUGCUGGAGGGGAACAGUGACCUCAUCCGAACAAUGGAGCAGUUCAACCUGUCCAUGAAGGAGGGCAGGCCUCUGGAGAUCAACCACAAAACUCUGGAGUCCAUCCAGGAGUUCAAGGAGAAGCUGGAGGCUCACUUGCAGGGGCGGAAGUGGAGGAACGCGGUCAGCCGCAUCUGGUCUUUCGGCCCACGGAGGUACGGGCCCAACCUUCUCCUGAACAACGUGGAGGGCUACCGGCGGCCGUCGGUGUGGCAGUGUCUGGAGCGGGAGAACCCCGAGGCGGGGGUGUACUGCGACUUCGACAGCAGCGUGGUCAGCGGCUUCCAGCUGGCCGCGCUCUCGGGCCCCAUGUGUGAGGAGCCCCUGAUGGGCGUCUGCUUCUCCGUGGAGAAGUGGGACAUGAAGCUCUCCCCGCAGCCUCCCCGCCAGGCCUCUGUGGAGGAGGACACGUCCCACAAUGCAGCGGGGUCCUCGGAAGCAGACGGCGCCGCGGCAGAGCUCCCCCCCGCGGCACGCGAGCCUGACCCCGCCCUGUCCGGGCCGAGCCGGCGGAAGAACGAGGCGGCGGUGCCGGACUGCUACGGGCCCAUCUCAGGACAGCUCAUUGCCGCCGUGAAAGAUGCCUGUCGGCACGCCUUCCAGGCCAGGCCCCAGCGCCUCAUGGCAGCCAUGUACACCUGUGACAUCAUGGCCACGGCCGACGUGCUCGGUCGUGUGUAUGGUGUCCUAUCCAAGAGGGAGGGCCGCGUGCUGGCGGAGGAGAUGAAGGAGGGCACGGAGAUGUUCAUCAUCAAGGCCGUGCUGCCCGUGGCCGAGAGCUUCGGCUUCGCAGACGAGAUCCGGAAACGCACCAGCGGCCUUGCCAGUCCACAGCUGGUGUUCAGCCACUGGGAGGUGAUCUCCAGCGACCCCUUCUGGGUGCCCACCACAGAAGAAGAGUACCUGCACUUCGGGGAGAAGGCCGACUCAGCCAACCAGGCCCUGAAGUACAUGAACGCCGUCCGCAAGCGCAAAGGUCUGUACGUGGAGGAGAAGAUCGUGGAGCACGCCGAGAAGCAGAGGACGCUGGGCAGGAACAAGUGAGCCCGGCCCUCCGGAGGACUCCGCUCUCGCCCUGUGUUUACAGGCGGGCCACUGGGCACAAGGCCGGUUGUAAUAAAGCCAUCGCAACACAAUGGACGUUCAUCACUGGCCCCUUAUUUAACAGUAUUUUGUUGAAAUAUUUAUGAAAUGUACAAAAUAGAUUUUUUUUCCCCCUCCUGGUUUUGCGGUAAUAGUUUUAGCAUUGAGGGUGCUGAUUGAUUUCCUUCUAAUUCCGAAAGCAGGCAGGUUCUACUUGCCUGCACAUCAACCAGCCAUCAGAUUGGAUUGACAUCUACGCUGCAGCUAACUCCAUCUGGGCACUGAGGAAUUUCCCCUGGCGCUGAAAAGCCGUUUUGAUUCUUUAAAUUUAUGCCGUACGUUUGGGACAUUUGCUUGAAAGAGUCAGUUUCAGUCAUGCAUAAUUGAAGAGCCUUUCUGUUCAAGUAACGUUCCAAAUUUGAGAGAAGAGUUUAGUUACUUGAAUAUUAAUUCCACUCUAUCCCCAUUGAAUUUUGUUAUGCAUGCUCUGAAGACUGGAAUUUAAUUUGGCAAACACAAAUAGGAUAUAGAUACGAAAUUAAACAUGUUAUAAUUAUCACCUGGGACAAACUCUGUCAAUAUAAGCAAUCUUCUUGGUCCAACACUAAUCAGUGGUUUCUAUAGUAGUUUAUUUGUAUUCCUUUGAUACACUAAGGAACAGAAUGUAUUUUCAAUUUUUCUAAAAGCUGUUGUAAUGAACCCAACCAUCAAAAUGCUAUUUCAGAACAUUAAAGGAGUAUCAC
This is a messenger RNA of Conger conger (European conger), 4308 nucleotides long. It is a transcript of the gene efl1, whose product is annotated as elongation factor like GTPase 1. The transcript has 20 exons. Lineage: Eukaryota; Metazoa; Chordata; Actinopteri; Anguilliformes; Congridae. Gene Ontology annotation, biological process: cytosolic ribosome assembly. Gene Ontology annotation, molecular function: GTP binding; ribosome binding; GTPase activity. Bases 128 to 3526 code for a protein of 1132 amino acids. The record is from RefSeq and is a predicted model, not a curated record. Gene Ontology annotation, cellular component: ribonucleoprotein complex; cytosol.